GGGAGGCCUGGCGUGCUGCGAUUCAUGGGGUCGCAAAGAGUCGGACACGACUGAGCGACUGAACUGAACUGAUGAAAGUACAGAAAGAUAAAAUAGAAAAAAUGUUUUUAUUAUCCUGAGCAAAAAGACCUUUCUUAGUAUAACCUAUAAGAAAGCCUCUGAUUUUACCCCUGUCAAAACUUAAAACAGAAUUUAGCACUUUGAGUGAUAGUCGCUCGGUCAUGUCUGAUUCUUUGCAACUCCAUGGACUGUAGCCUGCCAGGCUCCUCUGUCCAUGGAAUUAUUCAGCAAGAAUACUGAGUGGCUUGCCAUUUCCUUCUCUAGGAUUUAGUACUUUAUCACACACCCAAAGGAAAAUCCACUCCACAAAACAAUAAUGAACAAUGUAGACAUUAUUGAAUUGUUUGAAGAGAAAUAGAGAGACAGUAAAUUAUUUUAGACAUUAUUGUUCCUCCCUCUCAUUGUGAGCACCUCCCUUUUUCUUCCCUCUCCUAAUCUCUGGAGCAAACACAAUCCUUUUCCACAUUUAAUCUUGACUCAUAGGCCUUGGAGGUCUAGCCUCUGUGCAGGCAUUCCAAAUAUUUAUCUAAUAAAAGUUGAAGAGCUUUUUUGAGAAUCUAAAGCUAAUAUUGGAAUAAGGAAGAAACUGAAGUUUUUAUUAUAAAGAAAUGUGGGCAUAAUUUAAGUUUGCAAUUUGCUAAAUAUUCACAAACUCAACAGGGGAGUCUCUAAGAGACAAAAUAGUACCAACACCCAGAAAACCCCAUAUUACUUUCCAAGUCACUAUUCACCCUCCCAAAGAGACAUUGGAAAAGCCUCUUAAGCAAAACUCAAAGCCAGUUUCACAUUUCUCUAUCAAACCAUGACAAAGGAAUUGGGGACUUCUCUGAAAGUCCAGUGGUUAAGAAUCUGCCUGCAAGUGCAGGGGCACAGGCUCUAUCUCUGCUCCAGGAAGAUCCCACAUGCCACAGAGCAACUAAGCCUCCUCACCACAACUACUGAUUCUGUUCUCUAGAGCCACAACUACUGAGCCCACGAACUUUAACUAUUGAAGCCCAAGCACCCUAGAACCUGUGCUCCUCAACAAGAGAAGUCACCAAAAUAAGACCGAGCAGCACAACUAAAGAGUAGCCCCUGCUCAAUGCAACUAGAGAGAGCCUACACAGAGCCAUAAGUAAAUAAACAAAAUAUUGGUAAAAGUAACUUUACACCUUAAGGAGCUAGAAAAAGGAGCAAAUUAAAACAAUAGCUAGCAGUAGGAAAGGAAUAAUAAGGAAUAAAACGGAGACUAAUACAAUACAGAAUGGAAAAACAAUAGAGAAAAAUCAAUAAAACCAAGAGCUUGUUUUCUAAAAGAAAAAAAACUAACAAUUCACAAAUAUUUAGCUAAAGUAAGAUACGAAGCAAGAAAAAUCAAAGUAUUAAAAUCAGAAAAUGAAUCAUUACAGAACAAAGCUCGUGUGCCCAACUCACAGUGAGGUCUAAUAAACUGAAACACUGGAGCCUGGAACAGAGAAAGGUUUAUUGAAGUAGGACAUUUUUACAGAUUUUACAGAAACAGAAAGGAUUAUAAGAGAAUACGAUGGCUUUUCAUGAAGAUGGCACCUAAAGCAGGGAAGGAAGUCCCUGCCCCUACCCAAACUGAAGCCAAAGCAAAGCGUUUGAAGACCAAGAAAGCAGUGCUGAAAAGGAUCCACAGUCACAGAAAAAAGAUCCGAAAGUCACCCACCUUCCAACAACCCAAAACACUGUGGCUCAGAAGGCAGUCCAAAUAUGCUCAGAAGAGUACCCCUAGGAGAAACAAGCUUGACUACUAUGUCACCAUCAAAUUCCCCCUCACCACCGAGUCAGCCAGGAAUGAAAUAGAAGACAACAUACUGGUAUCCUCUGUGGAUGUCAAGGCUGACAAGCCCCAGAUCAGACCGGCUGUGAAGAAGUUCUAUGACACUAACACGGCAGCCAAGGUAAACACCCUGAUUGGGCCUGAUGGGGAAAAGUAGACAUCUGAUCAACUGGCUCCUGACUAUGAUACUUUGGCUAUUGCCAACACAGUUGGGCGGAGAAGGCAAUGGCACCCCACUCCAGUACUCUUGCCUGGAAAAUCCCAUGGACAGAGGAGCCUGGUAGGCUGCAGUCCAUGGGGUCUCGAAGAGUCAGACACGACUG
This is a messenger RNA of Bubalus bubalis (water buffalo), 2166 nucleotides long. RefSeq names its product 60S ribosomal protein L23a-like. Gene Ontology annotation, cellular component: cytosolic large ribosomal subunit; ribosome. Gene Ontology annotation, biological process: translation; ribosomal large subunit assembly. The coding region runs from base 1593 to 2000 and encodes 135 amino acids. The transcript has a single exon. Gene Ontology annotation, molecular function: structural constituent of ribosome. The record is from RefSeq and is a predicted model, not a curated record. Lineage: Eukaryota; Metazoa; Chordata; Mammalia; Artiodactyla; Bovidae.